UGUGUUAUGUAACUUUCGUUGCAGCUGUGGGCGUGGGCGACAUCUGUCGGCGAGCGGAAGUGAACCGCCCACGCGCCAAUGAGAUGUCGCUGCGCGGCCCCCGGGAAAACCGGCGGCCAAUCAAUACGAAUUUUUUUUUUGGCCACUUUUCCCCCAAAGUGACGUCAUUGUUUUAAAAGGCUAUUUUGUUGCAAUACGCAUAGUUUUUUUUUUCCCUCGUCACCGAUUUCCUUUGCAGAGUGAGAGAGAAAAAGUGGAAGAAGUAAACAGUGAUAUCAACAAUAACAAGAAAGAGGUUGGUGGUGAGAUGGAGUUGCUGUGAUUCUCAGCUUGGUUUUGUUGUUAUUGCUGCUGCUGCUGCUGUUGUAGCAGCCAUGGCUCAGGGAAUCUGGGCCCGAUGAUAAUCCUGUAGGUGUCUUGAGAAGUCUUGAGCCCUGGAGGGAUUCGGGAGGAUGCCUGAGCAGAGCAACGAUUACAGGGUGGUCGUGUUUGGGGCUGGCGGUGUGGGUAAGAGCUCCCUCGUGCUCAGGUUUGUCAAGGGGACGUUCAGGGAGAGCUACAUACCCACAAUAGAGGACACCUACAGACAGGUGAUCAGCUGCAACAAGAAUAUAUGCACCCUGCAGAUAACGGACACAACUGGUUCGCACCAGUUCCCUGCAAUGCAGAGGUUGUCCAUAAGCAAGGGGCAUGCCUUCAUCCUGGUGUAUUCUGUGUCGAGCAGACAGAGCCUGGAAGAGCUGAGGCCCAUCUGGGAGGUGAUCAAAGAGGUGAAAGGUCCAGAUCUGACGCCGAUUCCGAUCAUGCUGGUCGGCAAUAAGUGCGACGAGAGUGCCGAACUGCGCGAGGUGAGCACGUCCGAGGGGCAGAGCCAAGCGCAAAAUUGGGGCGUCAGCUUCAUGGAGACCUCGGCGAAGACGAACCACAACGUGAAGCUGCUCUUCCAGGAGCUGCUGAAUCUCGAAAAGUCGCGGAACGUCAGCCUGCAAGUCGGAGGGAAGGCCACCAGUCGCGUCGCCAAAGACAAAUGCGACCUCAUGUAAUGUCAGAUUGAGCGGUGGGCGGGAGCACGCGGAGGCGGAGCAGCGACCAGGAGAAAAAAGAAAAACGGGGGCUGAACGUUGUUGUUACGCCUAUUUCACAAUUGAUCACACACACUCACUCUCAGGUAUUUCCUUCGGCUCGUUCAAACGAAAUAUAUGAAUAACUGGUAAUUUUUUUGUGGAAAAGGAGGAUGGAUGAAGCGCGCGGCGUACCCCACGUGCACUUGAUUCUAGUCUUAAGUCUUGUACACAAGCAGUGAUAAUAUCUUUAAGUUAGUCUUAAUUUAACAACAAAAAAACAACUAAACUUUACCAUUCGCUUAUAUUUGAACUAUUCCUAAACCGGUCUCUCCCAAAAUCUAAAAAACCUUCAAAUAGUUCAAAUGUAUUCGAAUAACAAGUUCGAUUAGAUACAACGAUUAUGUUACUUCCACCAAUCAAAACACUUCAUUUCUUCCAACGAAAAUAAGUGAACUUAAGUUGAUAGCUCAUUGUUUAAACUGCCCUAUUUUUAAAAAUCUAUAAAACAAAGAAAGCUAAAGUAAACUUAACUUUUAAUUACAUUUAGGUGUUGAUUUAAGUGCACUUUCAAAAAAUUGACAAAAAAGAAAACAGUUGUUGUUUGCAUUUCUCAUACUAAUCACAUAUUGCCUUGAUUCAAGAAAACAAAACUCUCCUCCCACUCGAAAUUAACUAAACUUUUCUAAAGUGUACUUAACGUGUGUUUGUUGUUUUUUUUUCUUUUCCCGUAGUCUUUAAGUGCACUCGCGAUACGCCGAUCGCCAAAGAGUAGGUGCGCUUUCGCCCUCCGACGUGGAUCGACUGUUUUUUAAGUGCCCAACUUUGCGGACAAUAUUAUUAUAUAAUUAUUAACGAAAGCUCUCUAUGAAACGAUCGAAGAUGCUGACGACGAUAUAAAACAAAAAAAAACGUGAGAGGGUAAAACAAUAUGUACAUAUUAUUAUUAUUGAUGAUGAUGAUGAAUACAAUCUUCGCUUACUUAGCUUAUUACGAUGAUGAUGACGAAAUGAGUAGAAUCAUCGAAAUUGCUUCGAUUCACGCUGCUGAUUUGUUGUUUUAUGUGUGUCGAUGAUGAUCAUGACGAUGACGAAGAACAAAAAAAAAAUAUAAUUGAAGACUGAUGAUUGUUUGACGCUAAUUUGUAUUUCGUUUGUUUUUUCGCGACUCUCUCCGCCUACUUGAGAAGUAGAAGUAAAAGAAAGGGGGCGUGGCUAGCGUUGAACCACGCCUCCAUAGAUUUGAGUUUUAGUUAAUUUCACACCCACACACACAUAUA
Nicrophorus vespilloides is the source of this 2340-nucleotide messenger RNA. Its product is annotated as GTP-binding protein Di-Ras2. Gene Ontology annotation, biological process: signal transduction. The record is from RefSeq and is a predicted model, not a curated record. NCBI's taxonomy places the organism in Eukaryota, Metazoa, Arthropoda, Insecta, Coleoptera, Silphidae. Gene Ontology annotation, molecular function: GTP binding; GDP binding; GTPase activity. Gene Ontology annotation, cellular component: plasma membrane. The coding region runs from base 453 to 1043 and encodes 196 amino acids. The transcript has 3 exons.